GAUAUAAAUAUGACGUUGUUUUUGGUGCUGCUAGCAGAAUUCUUGUAAACUCACGGAACUGACGGAUUUCCAGGCGACUCAAAGCAAGUCACGGGGACAGAAACCAUGGCAGGUAGCUGUGUUGGGGAGAGCGACGGCCUGACAUUCUGGGUGGCUGAACAAAAGGACUACGAUGACGUCAUGUCCAUUUCUGUUCAAAUCUACGGAGGGAACGACUACCUGCCUCAUCGAUAUGCCAGUUGGAUGACUGAGCCUGACAGAGUGGUUAUACUGGGACGCAGAGACGGCAAAUUGGUGGCACUGGAGUCUGGUCUAAUCGUUGACGAGGGGUGCACAGUGGUGGUGGAGGGGUUGAGGGUGUGCCCCAGCGAGAGGGGUCGCGGCGUGGCUGGGGUUAUCCAGAGAUUUGCUGACCAGUACAUCCAGCAGCUGUAUCCCAGCGUCAGGACCAAGAGACAAACCAAAGCUGACGACCCUUCAGCUGGGCCCACACAGACAUUAUCCAAGUUCACAGAGCUAGGGAGACGGGCUGCUCUCUCAUUCAUCGGGGAGGCCGACAGUUUCGAGGGUUUCAUCUCACACCUGAGGAACAAACUACAUUCCACCACAGGAAGUGAGCCAGGUGUGUCCGUCCCUCAAAUGGUUCUGAUAGAGGAUGAGCAACAACUGAAGAACAUCCUCCUUGAUCCUGAACUCCCCUCCAGGGUUCAACUUCCUGGUGGUGCCAUUAUCCAAGACUGGCAGCCCUUACAACCAAUCAAAGGAAACCUUGAGAUCUUAGCAAGGCGAAACCUCACCUGGUUGGCCGACAAGCCGGAAAGACCUGCCUUCCUCAGCUUUUACACUCCGCCUUAUCCAAUCCCGUACAAGGGAGGAUCGCUGAGAUUCAAUAUCGAUAUGUUUGGAACUGAUCUAGUUUCAGCAAAGAGGGCACUUGCCGGCCAUUUUGAGAAAGUGAGUGAGAGGAGGGAGGUGAAGGGGAGGGUGAUGGUUCAUGUGUAUCUGAAUAAGUCGCUAUGGGAGGGGUUGAGGGAGUUCUGUGAGGGAUACACAGGGGUGAGGAGGUGUAGAGAGUACUGGGAACAACUGUUUCUGGAGAGAGGGAUGUGAGGAGAUGUGGAGAGGAUGAGAAAGAGAGGGAGAGAAAGAUGGAGGGAGAGAGAUAGAUGAACAGAGGAUAGCAAAAGAGAGGACAGUGAGAAAGUGCGCACACGAGACUUAGAGAAGGGUUUUCCACAUUAUCUUGCUUAGAUUAUUUGAAUCAGCUGUGUAGUGCUAGGGACAAGACUAAACAUACCCCCCUAAACAUACCAUGUAAUCAAUAUACAUAAUAUAUCAUACAGUAUGUAACAUACUUUUUAUAUUGAUUUAAUUGAUUGAUUGGCACAAAGCCAGCACUUUAGAAGUUAAUAUGAUUUUUAAAAAACGAUUGGGAUGAUGCAAGAAUUUAUAAUGGGGCAUUACAGGAAUAAAUGUUUUCUUAUUUAAUCAUUAUACAUUUUUGUAAAGACAAGUCUACCAAAUCACUGUGAUUCAUCAUGACUAUGAAAUGCAAAUCAGUAUCAAUAAGAAUAAAUGAAUAGAAUGUCACUGAUCAUUCUCUUUCUC
Salmo salar (Atlantic salmon) is the source of this 1608-nucleotide messenger RNA. RefSeq names its product N-acetyltransferase 16, like (gene nat16l). Gene Ontology annotation, molecular function: acyltransferase activity, transferring groups other than amino-acyl groups. Lineage: Eukaryota; Metazoa; Chordata; Actinopteri; Salmoniformes; Salmonidae. The record is from RefSeq and is a predicted model, not a curated record.